Molecule: messenger RNA, 738 nt
Organism: Brassica oleracea var. oleracea
Lineage: Eukaryota; Viridiplantae; Streptophyta; Magnoliopsida; Brassicales; Brassicaceae
Product: exocyst complex component EXO70A1-like
Exons: 4
Coding region: 343-738 (131 amino acids)
Biological process (GO): exocytosis
Cellular component (GO): exocyst
Molecular function (GO): phosphatidylinositol-4,5-bisphosphate binding
Source: RefSeq, a predicted model, not a curated record
AUUACCGAUCGUUGAGACGAAAGGCAUUUAUUUUUCUUUUUUUUCUUUUCUCUUGUUUUUCUCCGUCUUCUCCGAUUCUCCGCCAGACCAAGAUCGUGUCUGACGCUCCGACGAAGAUUGUGUCUGCAAUCGCUGCGACUUGUGGUGUGGACUAAGUCGGCUUUUGAGCAGGAUCUAUGGAUUGUUUGAGAAGCCGUCGGAGAAGGAGAAGGGGUAUGUGCUUCCCAGGGCUGAUAGUGAAAAUGGUGAAAACUGUCACGUGAGAAGACUUGGAAGAAGAGCUUCGUCUGCUGGCAUCUUACAGAGGCCAAACACUGACCAAAACUGGUAUGUGUGCGAGGCAUGAUGUAUUACCGAAGGGCUUUGGAGCUCCAGGCCUUCCUUGAUAUGGCAAAGGAUGAAGGUGCCUCACGAAACUUUGUUAUGAUUACUUCUAAAACCUGUGUACACAUUCCUGAAUCUGUUUUCCCCAAAAGAGAGAGCAGGUUCAAGAUGUUCAAUAUGCAAUUUGAUGAGUUGCAUCAGAGACAAUCACAAUGGACGGUUCCAGACACAGAGCUAAGAGAGUCACUAAGACUUGCUGUUGCUGAAGUAUUAUUGCCUGCUUAUAGAUCAUUCCUCAAACGCUUUGGGCCUCUGGUUGAGAGUGGUAAGAAUUCUCAGAGAUACAUAAAGUAUACAGCUGAACAUCUUGAGAGAUUGGAUAUUUUUGUUCCUGCAGGUCAUUUAUCGGAUUAA